This is a messenger RNA of Teleopsis dalmanni, 664 nucleotides long. RefSeq lists its product as uncharacterized. Bases 85 to 519 code for a protein of 144 amino acids. Lineage: Eukaryota; Metazoa; Arthropoda; Insecta; Diptera; Diopsidae. The record is from RefSeq and is a predicted model, not a curated record. The transcript is spliced from 2 exons.
UUGUGUGUUGUUUAACAAAAAUUUCGGCUUACAGAUUUUUAGUUUAAUUUCGGCUUCUAAAUUCGGUCAAAAAAACUGUGUGAAAUGGAUUCCUCUAAUAAAAAUAUUGAAAAGGAAAGAGAUGAUGUGACCAUUGAUAGCCUUGAGGAAGUAGAGGACAGUGAUGUUGAUUGUAAAACCAAUUACAGUGAGCUGAUUCUUCAAAAUAUGAAACAAAUCAGAAGUCGCAUAGCUAAUAUGGAAACUCAGAUGCAGAAACUAGAUGAACGGGUUAUGGAAUUGCAGGUAAAACAAGAAAAAGAGAUGGCUGAGACGCAAGAACCACCCAAAUUAACUACAUUGGAAAAAAUCCAACAAGCAAUUGAUCAAAAGAGACCGGUCGAAAUACCGCUGUUGAUCCAAUUGCUUAAAGAGCAUGGUGUAAAUGCCUAUUCUUCAAAACACAGUGAUGCAAAUAGAAAAGGCAUAAAUGAGGCAGAGCUUCGUGCACGAGAGAUUAUUAAAAUGUACAAAUUAUAAGUUCAUUUUAUGGAAGUGUUAUGUUUUACUGUGUGGGAUUCAAGAUUCUGAUUUUUCUGGAAAUUAAAAUUGACUACUUUUGAAGACGAAAUUAACUAAAACUAAAUUAUAAAUAAAUAUUGAGUACUAACUCGAAAUCAACAAA